This is a messenger RNA of Caenorhabditis auriculariae, 2347 nucleotides long. Lineage: Eukaryota; Metazoa; Nematoda; Chromadorea; Rhabditida; Rhabditidae. The record is from the annotation of a GenBank genome assembly.
AUGUCAAUAAAUCAUGCGGCAAUGAACGCGCAAAACGACAGCUUCUGCAUUGCUUCUGAAGCCGGUGUCAAAGUUUUUCAUUCGUCGCCGCCCGUUUUGAGCCGCGAAAUCAAAGCGGAGUGUGAGUUGAUCGGGCGGUUCGAACUCAAAAAACUGGGAACCGUUUAGUAGUGGGAAAUGCUCGACUGUGCUGCGUCCUGCAUCGUUCGAACGUGGUCGCCUUCGUCGGCGGCGGCAGAGGCACGAACUAUCCUUCAAACACGGCCAUGGUCUGGGAUGACGACGCAAAGAAAGUCGCUCUCGAGUAUACUGUUCCCGGUUUGUUCGCACUAGAUCUCGUUGGGAAAAAUAUGACCUAUUGCUUUAAAAAAAUAUAUAUAUCGCUGGCGAAUGAAGAUGAGCAAGGUAUAUUAAGUUACAGUUUCUUACAUUCGUUUUUUUCUUCGUUUUCAUUAAAAUCUUCAUUUUGUGCUCAAUUAUUUAUGAUUUUUUUCACUCAAAGUCUAUAAUUUUUUUUUAGGAGGUCCGAUAUUGAACCUUUUGAUGACGCCAAACCGUCUCAUAAUCGUACAGGACAAAAAAAUUCACUUCUUCAUGUUCCCCGAUGGUAACAAGCCUAUAAGGUAGAAUUUUCUCAAGUCAACAAUUGAGUUUGUUUUUUUUUAGGUUCGAAGACACGCGUUUCAAUCCACACGGCUUGGCUGCAGUCAGCAUCGACGAAUUAACUGGCCAGCAGCUGGCUUUUCCUGGCUUCAAGGUGAUUUUUCUGGUGUUCAAGGCGUAUUUAUCUUUUUCUUUUCAGAUUGGCAGCGUUCGGAUCAUGAAUUUGAACAGUCUGAACGAGUUUGAGACGUUGGCACCGACGACGAUCAACGCCCAUUUGACAGAAAUCGCUCAGAUCGCUAUGAACAACCAAGGAACUCUGCUGGCUACGGGAUCCACGAAAGGAACUGUUAUCAGGUUUGAAACAGAUCGAUUACGAAAUUGAAAGUUCAUUCCAAAAUUAAGCGAAGUGUAGAAACAAGUUCUUUCUAAAUUUUGGAGUAAAAAAUCAAGAAGAUACUGAAAAAAAAGAGAUUACAAAAUUUAUUUUUUCUUACUUUCACUUUUUCACACUUUUUUCUUUUUAUUGACUCUCGACUAUGCAAUUUUGGACACUUGGGAUUUUAGGGUGUUCGAAACGAGAACGCAGCGUUUGCUCGUGGAGUUAAGGAGGGGCAACGUGCAGGCGAGCCUUCAUUGCUUGUCUUUUUCGCCUUGUUCCACUUUUUUGGCCGCUUCAAGUGACAAGGUGAUCAAGUUUUUGAAUAUCGUAGCGUUGAGUGAACUCUGAAACUUAUUUCAAAAUUAUACGUAUGAGGCUAUUUGCUACGCAAAUAUGUAGAAGUUCUAUGUCGAACGUUUAUUUUUAUAACCGGAAAUUUCAUAGUUUUCAUCGAUUCACUUUUCAAAUUUAGAGUUUGCAAAUUUUCAAGGCGAAAAAGUUGUCUCUAAAGUCUCUGUUAAGGGUACCAUCCACGUAUUUCGGAUUCGAGAUACUGAAGAAUCUUCACAGCGACAGGUCCUUCGACAGGUUUCGUCUUUUUUUUUUUUCUUAAAUCUUAAAAAUUUAUCGAAAUUCUAAUUUCCAAAGCGCAGUCAGAAUUAUAGUUCCAUGUAUAGAAGGAAAAAAAAAAUUCAAUUUCAUUCAUUCGAUUUUCAAAAGCUUUUCAAAUUAUAGUGAAAAAUGAAAAAUAUAGGUAUUUAAUUUUUCAACAGUAGUGAAAGUUCAAAGGUUUUUUUUGGGAUAUAAAAUGAGUUUUAGGUUGGCUUGGUGAAAGGAGCUGCCGAUGUGGCGAAAAUCUCAUUGGAGCCUCGCGUUUUGUGCUGCGGCUUCACUAAUGGUGGGUUCUACUCCGUUGUGAAACUUCAAAAGUUGUUUCUUACAGCGACUUCGACGUCUCUCCAAUCUCUCGUUGUUAUAUGCGCCAACGGGACUUAUCACAGGUUUUUUGUUGUAUAGAAACUGUAACUUUCGAUUUUUUUAAGCUGCAGUUCAGUUUAAAUGUCUCUCCUUGGUUUUUUUAGUUUUUUUUUCGUUGAAUCUGAGAUUGUAUGCAAAGGUGGAAAAUAAUUUUCCUGCCUCGAAAUUUCCACCGUCGCGUACGCAACGCUUCACUCAAGCCACUCUGCAAUUAUCUCCUUGCUAGCCGUUUAAAAUUGACUAUACCAAGCGUUUUCAAUUAUUUUGUGUAAUGAUCAAUUUUGAAGAUAUUCGUUCAACGCCGACGGUCACACACAACGAGAAAGCUUCGAGUCGUUGAAACAGCUCGGCGACGAGCAAGACUUCUGGACUUCUAUAUUUUAG